AGAGCAAGGAGAGAGAGAGCAAGAGAGGGGGAGGAGAAAACAUGCAAUAGAAAUUGUCAGGUCCAGAGACAGAGAUCGAGAGAGAGAGAGAGAGAGAGAGAGAAAGAGAGAGAGCCACAUACAUAUGGUAAGGGAAACAGAAACAGAGAACAAGCGUGUGUUUGUGUGUAUGCGUGAGCCAGUGUGUGAGUGUGUGCACAGAGGCGCAUUGACAGCAGCGGAGAAGGAGCAAGGCUAACAAACGGCAGCCGCGAGAGAAAAGGAGCACAGUGACGCCACUGGGGGAGAGAUAACGACUGAAUGGAAGAAAAGAAGAGAGGAUGAAAGAAAGACAUCAGUGAAGACCUGAGGCUCUGAGACCAGAGAGAGAGAGAGAGAGAGAGAGAGGAGAGGAAGAUACCCAGAGAGGCAUCACAGGAGCACACGUAAUUACACAACCUAUUUGGCUGGCUGACUGACAGGCAGAGAGAAAGAGACAGGAGGAGGGAUGGAGAGGAAGCUGCUAGAAACUGCUGCUCGGCCACACCGCAGGCGACAUGGUGAGAGGGAGAGAGUUUGAAGGACGAAGGGAACCGACAGAGGAGAAGAAGAGGUGGGCUCCACCACCAGUCUCUGUCCUCCAUCACUGUGACUAAAGGAAGGAGUGACGCAUCCAUCCUUCGACAGCCUCCAUCUUACCUUCCCUUCCUCCCUCCACCUCCAUCGUUUGUGUUCUCAGGGUCUCACAGACAGGAAUGAUCACCUUGCCUCUGUCGCUCCUCUCCUCCUCCUUCUCCUCCUCUUCCUCUGUCCCUCUGGCAAAACACCUUCUGUUCUACUCUCAGACGAACUGAGACCAAUGGGCCAUGUUAUCAGCUUCACACGCACAUGGAAGCUUUACCCUGUAACAAGACUAUUGUCACCUCACAGCACAGUAAUAUCCAAAACCAACAACAACAACAACACACAGCAAGGUGGUAAGAGAACUGGGAGACGAUAUGUUACGACAGGACCAAACAACAACACAGGUAACUCAGCCAAAGAGGACUGUGAGGACGACAAUCACACCAUCUGACUGUCUGAGGCCACUGCUGUCACUCUGAACUGCUGAGGGACAGACAGACAGACAGACCGUGACGAGGACAAGGUCUCCCUAGAGACCUUUAUCAGCUACCCUAGUGGGAGGACUCAGUUUGAAAGUCAAGCACCCCUUCCUUAGAGGAAUUCAGGAGUGGUUUGUUAAGGAGCAGGGGAUUUCCAUUGCCUCCUAAAAAAAGACCUCCGCCUUAUCAGACUCCAGUCAAGGAAGCCAAAGGACACAAAACCAUAUUUGACCAAGAGGAGAGAGAGAGAGAGAGAGAGUGGGAGAGAGAGAGAGUGAGAGAGAGUGGGAGAGAGAGAGAGGAGGUUCCAGAGUUUCUACAGGUUGUUCUCACACACAAGGCCAUUCCACAGCCUCAGAAACAGGAAGGAAGUUCUGGUUUGAGCAGCAACAACCUAGAAACAAGCAAGCCCCGUUUGAGUCAGUUUCCCCUGGCAAGCCACAGGACGCUGUGUGAGACAAUACAGAGUGAACUACUACUGAACAGCCUGUGCUGCUUGAGCUCUCCAUUUUGAGAGAGUAGAACUCUUCACAACCCUGUUGUGAAAGUGUAUCAUAUUACUAUCUAUAUAUGUACAUAUAAGAUUAUUUAUUGGUGUUAUCACUGAAAACAUAUCUUUGUGCUGAUGUGUUGAGUCCUGUUUGGUGUUCAGCUGUUACUGUGGUUGAAUAUCCAGUACAUAUCUUUAUUGUAUAUCUAAGACUGCACAGACUAGUUUUAAGAGGACUAACUACCAGGCUCGGACUGUUAUCGCUGUCUAUCAGUAGUGUUAUCAGCGGACAGUGUUUCUGUGUGAUAGGGAAGUCUGUUUCACUGCUCCAGGUUUGAGGGCUCUGGCUUUAGUCCUCAGUCCUUCUGUCCCACAUAAAGACUCAGGGUAACAGCACCACAGACGUGGGAGGCCUUCUAAUUGAAACAAUGGACAGAAUCAUACGUCCCCAUGUCCCCUCUAAUGGCUGACUUUGACACCCCCAGUUCACUUCAGAGCCCCACCCCACGCCCAACCCAAGCCAGGGGCAUUGCCCGCUGAACCACCCACAGCCCCCUCUCUCUAACAAAGACACAGACACACAAAUAAGCUUAAUGUCCAUGUCCUGCCUCAGGCGGCAGCCUGUGACAAUCCCCAUGGAUACCGUCAAGAUUAUCCAGUCGGAAAAGUUCCCCCGGGAAUGCACGGUGCCAGUCACCCAGCCUUGCUUCACCCCUCCCCCGCGGGUGGCAUGGGAUGGAGGGGGAGAGGGAGAGAUCAUUGUGAACCAGGCGUGCAGUGACCUAGCCCUGGAGAUGACCUGCACUGACCUGCCCCCCACCAGACCCAUGGUCUCAUCUCCCCCAGCUCCCAUGGGGCGCAGGGAGAGUUACCUGGCCCAGCGUAAAGCCAGCACCGCAGAGAUCUGCUACCACCAGUUCCACUACAAGAUGGAGGACGUCAUAGUCAACCAGUACGUGCUGCGCUCUUCUUCCACCUCCUCCUCCACCUCCUCUUCCUCCUCAGGGCCCGUAAUGCCUUGUGAGCCCCUGGACUGCCCCACCUGCGGCCACACCUACAACUUUGCAGGCAAGCGUCCACGCAUCCUCUCCUGCCUGCACUCGGUGUGUGAGGAGUGCUUGCAGAUCCUCUACGAGUCCUGCCCCAAGUACAAGUUCAUCUCGUGCCCAACGUGCAGGCGUGAGACGGUGCUGUUCACUGACUAUGGGCUGGCUGCCCUGGCCAUCAACACCAGCAUCCUGAGCCGGCUGCCCUCUGACCCCAAUGGCCCGGUGCAGUGGGGCGGGGAGGCCGACCGGAGCUGCUACCAGACGGUACGCCAGUACUGCCAAUCAGCCUGCACCUGUCAGAUCGCCAACCCCCUGUCCUCCUGUGGCAUCAUGUAGAGACCUAGGCAGGGGCCAAACUGGCAUGCCUCCUCUCUUCUCACGUCCAUACAACCCGCCUUCUCUCUUCUCACACACAUACAACCCGCCUUCUCUCUUCUCACAUACAUACAACCCACCUUCUCUCUUCUCACAUACAUACAACCCCACACAGAUGUAUCUCUAUAUUUAAUAGCACAGAUGGAUGCGGUCUGGGUAAAAUGGAUCGUGAAGGACACUGUCUUGCAGACGAAAACAGGGAAAUAGCAAAUAAAUGUAUUUUAUGUAUGAAGUAUGAAUCCUAUUCCCCGUCUCUUGUUCGGAUGUGUUUGUCAUUGACAUCUCUUUACAUGGGAAUGCUAGGGGAGGCCUAUCCCCUCAACCUUGGUCAAUAAAGAAUAAACAAAUGAUUUUAAAAAACCCA
Oncorhynchus nerka (sockeye salmon) is the source of this 3360-nucleotide messenger RNA. RefSeq names its product ring finger protein 208 (gene rnf208). The record is from RefSeq and is a predicted model, not a curated record. Gene Ontology annotation, biological process: protein ubiquitination. Gene Ontology annotation, molecular function: ubiquitin protein ligase activity. The coding region runs from base 2166 to 2957 and encodes 263 amino acids. The transcript has 2 exons. Lineage: Eukaryota; Metazoa; Chordata; Actinopteri; Salmoniformes; Salmonidae.